AUUUUUUGAUAGGUGGCAAGUGAUUUGCAAUUUGGUUAUGUGACGGCUCUUCCUGACAAAGAAUGUUAAAAAUACAAAAACUGUGUAUUGCAGCUACAACUACAGCAACAGCCCAACGUCAUGUCGCUCUCACAGCCGUUCGGUCCAUUGAUCAGAAGUGGCGUGCUAGUAGGGGACUUCCACAGAAUCCAAACGCGUUUGGACCACUUACCAAUCUACCAGACUACACGUUCCUUGACGGCAGACCGACGCCCUUGGGGUCUAAUCAGAAGAAGCGCCUGUUGAAGCAGCAGGAGAUUGCAACUAAAAUCGUGCAGCUAAGCGGCGAACUCGACUAUGCCAAGAAACGCCAUGAAACUCUAAAGGCGGCCGCCGACGCUGAGAGGCAACGCAUUAUCGAAAACAAGCUCAAACCAAAGGGUCAUCUGUUGUUGAAUAAAAAGUAGACGGUCGUUUUUGGAACAAGAACCACUGUUUGUAGUAAUUAUCAAUUAGUUUUUAAUAUACAGAGUUCAUACUGAACCAUAAUCACUAAUAAAUGAAUGCCUUACGUCUGCCGGCUUCCACUUUAA
Messenger RNA from Scaptodrosophila lebanonensis, 572 nucleotides. It is a transcript of the gene mRpL52, whose product is annotated as 39S ribosomal protein L52, mitochondrial. The coding region runs from base 63 to 446 and encodes 127 amino acids. The transcript has 3 exons. Lineage: Eukaryota; Metazoa; Arthropoda; Insecta; Diptera; Drosophilidae. Gene Ontology annotation, biological process: mitochondrial translation. The record is from RefSeq and is a predicted model, not a curated record. Gene Ontology annotation, molecular function: structural constituent of ribosome. Gene Ontology annotation, cellular component: mitochondrial large ribosomal subunit.